Linum trigynum is the source of this 795-nucleotide messenger RNA. The record is from the annotation of a GenBank genome assembly. NCBI's taxonomy places the organism in Eukaryota, Viridiplantae, Streptophyta, Magnoliopsida, Malpighiales, Linaceae.
AUGGGGAUGGGGACUAGCAAUUUCGUGAUACGAUGGGUGAAUUUCCUCACUAUGGUGCUAGCCAUUGGCAUUGUUGUAUAUGGGGUUUGGAUGAGCACGCAUCAUGACAGCUGCAAAAAGUCUCUCACCCUCCCUAUCUUAUUCCUCGGCGCUUUCAUCUUUCUCAUCUCCAUAAUCGGAUUCUUGGGAGCCUGGAAGAACAGCUCGAUUCUACUAUGGCUUUAUCUUAUCCUGCUGUGCAUUAUCUUGGUGGCGAUUCUGGUUUUCACCGUCUUGGCGUUUAUUAUAACAAAUAAUGGAUCUGGGCAUAGUGUCUCUGGAUUAAGGUACAAAGAAUACCAACUUCAUGAUUACAGUCCGUGGUUUCUUAAACAGCUGAACAACACAAAUCAUUGGAAACGGUUGAAGAGUUGCCUAGUGAAAUCCGACGAUUGCAACCACCUAUCCAGGAAAUAUAGGACCCUCAAGCAGUACAAGUCAGCUAAGUUAUCUCCCAUCGAGGCUGGUUGCUGCCGUCCACCAUCUGAGUGUGGUUAUCCAGCUGUCAAUGCUUCUUUCUACGACUUGAGCUUCCAUCCAGUAAGCUCCAACAAGGAUUGCAAGCUUUACAAAAACACCAGGGGUAUCAAAUGCUACAACUGUGAUUCGUGCAAGGCAGGAGUUGCUCAAUACAUGAAAACCGAAUGGAGAGUGGUCGCAAUCUUUAACCUCAUCCUGUUUGUUGUUUUGUCUGCUGUUUACUUUGUGGGAUGUUGCGCAAGGAGAAAUGCUUCAAGGGUUGGCUCGAAAGCUUGA